Messenger RNA from Malassezia globosa CBS 7966, 1896 nucleotides. RefSeq lists its product as uncharacterized. The coding region runs from base 1 to 1896 and encodes 631 amino acids. The transcript has a single exon. The record is from RefSeq and is a predicted model, not a curated record. Lineage: Eukaryota; Fungi; Basidiomycota; Malasseziomycetes; Malasseziales; Malasseziaceae.
AUGAAGUCAGUGGUAGCAAUUAUUUUGACGCUGCUAUUGACGGUAGCAAUAGGAGCCACGGCUGAUAGCAUACAGGCUGGCAAUGUCGGUAUUCGCCGUCACGAAGGCAUGUUUCGACGCGCGAAAUCUAAUGACAAUCAAAGCCAUAACAAGUGGCAUGGACACAAUGGAAAUGACAAUGCAGAUAACGGAGAAAAAGAUGAUGGAGAUCACGAAGGUAGAAACGAUAAAGGAAGCGGUUCAAGCGAUAAUGAUGACGUUGAGCAUUAUCUUGUUGUUAAGACUAAUGAGGGUCGCGUCCGAGGGUUUUAUAACUCAACCUCGCAAGCAUAUGCCUGGAGAGGUGUGCCUUACGGUAUGGAUACAAGUGGUGAAAACCGAUUUAUGCCGCCCAAACCAGCCAAAAAGUACAAGGGCGUCAAAGAUGUAACGAAACAAGCCAAAGGAUGCCCGCAGCACGGUAGUGGCACGUCGAGAGCGGCCAUUUCAUUAUUUGGACUCUCGACAGAUAUUUUCAAAGAUGAGAAUCAAUCUGAGGAUUGUCUAACAAUGAACAUUUUUGUGGGAAAAGACAAUUGGGAAAGCUUCCGCGACUCUGGCUCCGAAGGCAAGAAGCUGCCAGUUUGGCUCAACAUUUAUGGGGGUUCUUUUGAGUGGGGUGCGUCCAAUGUCGAAAUGUACCAAGCCUACGAUCUCGUGAGUAAAAAUGAUAUCAUAUCGGUGAGUAUCAAUUUCCGUAACUGGAUUUUCGGAUUUCCCCAAGCUCCGCAACUCUACCCAACGAAACACACCGACGAUUCAGACUACCAGGGAGCUAAUCCAGGCAUGCUUGACAUAGACCUUGCGAUUGAAUGGGUCUACAAAAAUAUUGACAAGUUUGGUGGCGAUCCCGAAAAAAUUACAAUUGGUGGGACAAGCACUGGCGCUUGCGCGGCUGAUAACUGGGCAUAUACUCAUUACAACAAGCCAUCCUCCAAGUAUGUAAACGGGAUUAUACUUCAAAGUGGAUCCAUGACAUCGCUUGGUCGGUAUUUCGUUGCGGACCCUGGCGAUGACUUCACUGGCGAUGACAGCGUAUGGAACAUUGUGGCUAAGUACUUGGGCUGCGGAACAAGCAAUAGCCGGGAGCAAUUCAAGUGUAUGCAGCAUCAAAGGUGGGAAGACGUGAUUCAUGCAACAUUUGCAACAAACACAUCCUUUUUGAUGACCCCAGAUAAUAUUACUGCUUACGUGGAUUACGGCGAGCGUUUGGUUCAGCACAGAUUUGUUGAUGCUCCUAUGUUGCUUGGAAAUACCAAGGAUGAAGGAAACGCCUGGCUUAUCCACAACGCAUACCUGACGCGCAUUUUGGGACCUAUCAUUACGGCUGAGGUUUGGGUGUGCCCCACCCGUGUGCAAGCUAAACACCGAAGGGGCUACGCACCCACCUGGCGCUACCGUUUCAGCCCAUCAUUUUACAUCCCCGACACUCCGAAGAAAUACCAGUCUCUUCUAACGUAUCACGGCAGUGACACCCCCUAUUCGUUCGACACGUGGCAACAACUGAGCUAUAUUCCUACAGAAGAGGCGAAGAAGGACAAAGGACCUGUAUUCCAGAAUCCGCUUGCAACGGACGAUAACAGUGUUCGCGCGCCAGUCGCAAGUUUGUACAGUGCUGCUUUUGUCGCAUUUGUGUCUGACCCGCAGAAGGGUCUGUACAACUUUCAUUCGGGAUGGCCGGAAUAUACACCGGACCAGAGGAGCAUCGGCGACUUCGGCUACAAAAACAGUCCUCAUUUCCGCCUAGCUGAUUCAUCGGAAGUGGAUGGCCUCUGUCCUUUCACCGACGCUGAGAUCAAGGAAAACAAUGAGAAGUGGAAGGCCACCGCGCAGCGCUACCGAUCGUACCUUAUCUAA